Metopolophium dirhodum (rose-grain aphid) is the source of this 975-nucleotide messenger RNA. RefSeq lists its product as uncharacterized. The record is from RefSeq and is a predicted model, not a curated record. The transcript has 5 exons. Bases 1 to 975 code for a protein of 324 amino acids. Lineage: Eukaryota; Metazoa; Arthropoda; Insecta; Hemiptera; Aphididae. Gene Ontology annotation, molecular function: DNA binding.
AUGGCAAGAGCAGCAAUAAAAAGUUUUGGGGAGACUCAGGAAAGAGCAUGGGUUUGGCCAGAUGACAUUAAAUGGAUGGUUUUCGAAUUGGUUUGUGACAAUUACAGAAAUACAAAACAACGAAAUACCAAGUACCAAGUAUUCAAUAUGAGUGAGGUAUGGCAAGUUUUUAGCAAAGACGAUGAUGGUCUUAAAGUGAAAUGCUCAAUAUGUAAAAAGAAAUAUGCAAAUCCAGGAUCAAGUACAACAAACAUGUGGAACCAUUUAAAAUUUAAACCCAAGCCAAAAUUUAUUGAACUUGAUCAAAUUCGAAUGGGGUUAUCAGGAAGUGCAUUUAAUCAAGACGUUUCCAAUGUUUCCAUAGACGAAGAUGAGUCUGAGAUUGAGGAAUCAAAUUCAUUAAUAUCACAACCUUCUACUUCAAAUUAUGAACCAGAAUUAGGUCAAUCAGAUUCAACUGAUUCAUGUAUUUAUCCGUCUCCUAUUACUAACACCUCAUCAAUAGCCAUUGUUCACAAAACAAAUUCAACUCUAACAAAACAAAUGAAAAUGACACAAUUCACUCUGAAUAAAAGUGCAAAAAUCAAAAUUAAUAAUGCUCUUGCCUAUUUCAUUGCAACAAAUAUGAGAGGCCGGAGCAUAAUUAGGAGCGCCGAUGUUUUUACUUUCACCACGGACUGCUGGACUUCAAGUUCAAACCAACCGUUUAUUGGUCUCACGUGCUAUUUUAUCAACGCUAAUUUCAAAUUAACUUCAGCCUGUUUGGGUUGCAUUGAACUGUCGGAAGACCACACUGGGGAGAAUAUAACCGACGUAGUUCAAAUGUUGCUUUUAGAUUAUGAGAUACCGGAUAGGAAAAUAUGUUCGAUAGUGACGGAUUAUGGAUCUAAUAUGCUAAAGGCUGUACGCAAUUUAAAUAUACCACAUGUAGCUUGUUUUGGCCAUGCUCAACACGGCAGUUUUACGCAUCUUUAA